CACCUGCUCUCUCUGCAGGACGACUUGUUCAGCUCCACAGACUGGAACCAAGCUGUGGCGUCUAAUGAGGACGAAGCCAUCGAGCUGACCAUGUACCGACAGAGCGGCUCCCGGGCCGCCGGGGCCCCCGUGUCGCUCUCUGCGGCUCAGGGGCCGACGGGGUCUCUUCCAGACGAGCUUGGGCCGGCGGAGAGAGGAGAGGCCCCUCCCCUCAGAGAAAUUUCUGCCAAGUUUGGUGAAAAUCACCGGUUCUGCAACAUCAAGUGUUAUGUAGAUGGACCGUAUGGGACUCCCACCAGACAGAUCUUUGCCUCUGAGCACGCCAUCUUGAUCGGCGCCGGUAUCGGCAUCACACCCUUCGCCUCCAUCCUGCAGAGCAUCAUGUACCGAUACCGACGCAGGAAGCAGAACUGUCCCAACUGUAACUACUCGUGGUGUGAAAACAUUAAGGACAGCGACAUGAAGCUACGCAAAGUCGACUUCAUCUGGAUCAACAGAGACCAGAAGUCGUUUGAAUGGUUUGUUAGUUUACUGACCAAACUGGAGAUGGACCAGGCCGACGAGGAGCCGGAAGGACGAUUCCUGGAGAUGCACAUGUACAUGACGUCAGCGCUCAGUAAGAAUGACAUGAAGGCCAUCGGCCUGCAGAUGGCGCUGGACCUCCUGGCUAAGAAGGAGAAGAGAGACUCCAUCACUGGGCUGAGGACCAGAACCCAACCUGGGAGACCUGAGUGGGGGAAGGUGUUUCAGAAAGUGUCCGAGGAGAACAAGGGGAAGGUCCACGUGUUUUACUGCGGCUCUCCGUCUCUGGCUAAAGUCAUCAAGGCUCAGUGUGAACACUUCAGCUUCAAGUUCUACAAGGAGAACUUCUGA
Messenger RNA from Paralichthys olivaceus (Japanese flounder), 873 nucleotides. NCBI's taxonomy places the organism in Eukaryota, Metazoa, Chordata, Actinopteri, Pleuronectiformes, Paralichthyidae. The record is from RefSeq and is a predicted model, not a curated record.